Molecule: messenger RNA, 2634 nt
Organism: Colletotrichum spaethianum
Lineage: Eukaryota; Fungi; Ascomycota; Sordariomycetes; Glomerellales; Glomerellaceae
Exons: 1
Coding region: 1-2634 (877 amino acids)
Biological process (GO): carbohydrate metabolic process
Source: RefSeq, a predicted model, not a curated record
AUGGCUGUCUCAAUCUCUCAGGUGACGUUCGAGCACCAUCGACUUGCCCUCGGCAUUGCUGAGUCGGAACCACGUAUCUCAUGGCGUUUCAGCGGUAACGCUGUUGAUUGGGAGCAAAGCGCCUACGACGUUGAGAUUGCUAGGGGCUCAAGUAGCUCUCCCACCAUUCACAAUGUCAACUCUUCCGCAUCCCUUCUUGUCCCAUGGCCCGAAGCAGCUCUCCAAACAGCAGAACAGGCAAGUGUGAGAGCCCGAGCACACGGCAAGCCCGGUCAGCCUUCCACCCCUUGGUCUGACUGGGUCACAGUCGAAACAGGGCUUCUGGAAUCCACCGACUGGGCUGGAACCAUUCCUAUUGCAGCUGAGAGAGAGACUGAAGUCAACGCUCCUAAGCGCCCGAUAUAUUUCAGAAAGACUUUCGCUGUGGAUGCUAGUAUUACUUAUGCUCGGCUGUAUAUCACAGCAUUGGGGAUCUACGAGGCGGAAAUCAACGGCAAGAGAGUGGGAGACUACGUACUGGCCCCUGGCUGGCAGUCAUAUAACUAUCGCCAUGUUUACGACACAUACGACGUCACAGAGCUUGUGAAUAACGGAGACAACGCUAUCGGUGUUGCCGUCGGCGAAGGCUGGUUCUCCGGAAGACUGAGCUACGGCGGCGGUGUGAGAAACAAUUACGGCGAUACCGUCGGUCUUUUCUCCCUUCUUGUUAUUAACCUGGAGGAUGGGACCACCCUCAAGAUACCUACCGAUGCGACAUGGCAGUCAAGUACCGGCCCUACGGUGUCAUCUGAAAUAUACAACGGUGAACAUCACGACUCAAGACUCGAAGCAAAUUUGGAAGGGUGGUCAUCUGCAGGUUUCGAAGCCAAUGACUGGCUAGCUGUCAAAAAAUUACCCGCACUUAAGGGCGAGUUGGUUCCACCCGAUGGACCACCUGUCAGACGAGUUGAGGAGAGGAAGCCCGAGUCCAUAUUCAAAUCUCCUGCUGGGAAGACCAUCAUCGAUUUUGGGCAGAACCUUGUUGGUUGGCUUAGAAUUACAGUCUCGGGACGCACUGGGACGAAUAUCACCCUUCACCACGCCGAAGUUUUGGAGGACGGAGAGCUUGCACUUAGACCGCUUAGAGUUGCCACCGCUGCAGAUUCACUCAUAUUGCAUGGCAACGGGACCCAAAUUUGGGAACCUCGGUUCACUUUCCACGGCUUCCGCUACGCUCAGAUUGAUGGAUGGCCCGAAGAGGCUCCGUUGACACCAGACUCUAUUACCGCAGUUGUUGUUCAUAGCGACAUGGAAGAAACAGGCUGGUUCGAAUGUUCCAAUCAGCUUCUCAACAAGUUCCAUCAGAACGUUCGAUGGUCUAUGAAGGGCAAUUUCUUGUCGAUCCCAACCGACUGUCCGCAACGUGACGAACGACUCGGGUGGACUGGAGAUGCACACGCCUUUGCGCCAACCGCGAACUAUCUAUACGAUGCAGCCGGCUUCUGGAAAGGUUGGCACAAAGAUAUCUGGUCCGAGAUGCAACGCAAUGGUUCCAUGGUCGUACCUUUCACCAUUCCUACGAUUCCUCCGGAAGCCCCAGCUACGCCAGCUGCUGUCUGGGGUGAUGUUGCAGUCGCCAAUCCAUUCAACAUCUACCAAGCUUUUGGUGACCUUGACCUUCUGGAAGAGCAGUACGCUCAAUCUCAAGCGUGGAUUGACACCGGAAUCAGUCGCAACGAGGUUGGUCUAUGGAACCGGAGCUCGUUCCAAUUCGCGGACUGGCUUGAUCCCAAGGCUCCCUCAGACGCGCCAGGCAACGCUACAACGGCGAAACAUUUGGUUGCUGAUGCGUAUCUCAUUCGUAUGACAGAGUUUCUCGCCAAUAUGUCUGCAAGCCUCGGCCGUAAUGAUACAGCGGGGAAAUACCGAGCUCAGCGAGAGAAACUGACCCAAGCAUUUCAUGAUGCUUGGAUCCAAGACGGUGCACUUGCCAAUGAGACGCAGACUGCAUACGCAAUGGCUCUUAACUUUGGUCUCUACACAGAUGAAGAGCAACGCUCGGCUGCUGCUAGGAAGCUGCGCCAGAUCGUUGCGAACAAUGACUAUCUUGUAGGUACUGGUUUUGCCGGUACUCCUCCAUUGGGCUUCGCACUCCGAGACAUUGAUGCUACCGAAGACUUUUAUCGGAUGCUCCUUCAGACAAGCGUUCCAUCUUGGUUGUACCAGGUUGUUCAGAACGGUACUACCACAUGGGAGCGAUGGGACAGUCUUCUCACCAACGGUAGUGUCAACCCUGGCGAGAUGACCAGUUUCAACCACUACGCUUUCGGCUCUGUCGCCAAUUGGAUGCACCAAGUCAUUGGCGGCAUUGCCCCCGCUGACCCUGGUUGGAAGCGUAUUGCUGUCGCCCCGGUUCCCGGUGGCAAUAUCACCAGUGCCAAUUCGAAAUACGUUAGUCCUUACGGAGAAGUCAAUGUCCAGUGGUGGUUUGAAAACAAUGCGGAACAAAAUGCUGCGCAUCGCAACGGAUUCCACUUGAAGGUGAAGGUUCCACCGAACACGAAAGCUGACAUUACAUUGCCCAAUGGAGGGGAGACACAAGAAGUCGGUUCUGGAUAUUACGAGUUCCACGUCCCAAGCUACAAGCUGCCUUGA